Messenger RNA from Caenorhabditis sp. 36 PRJEB53466, 1883 nucleotides. The record is from the annotation of a GenBank genome assembly. Lineage: Eukaryota; Metazoa; Nematoda; Chromadorea; Rhabditida; Rhabditidae.
AUGUCGCACUCAAAAACUCGCGUUUCCUAUUAUUACGACGGCGAUUUCGGCAAUUUCUACUACGGACAGGGCCAUCCGAUGAAGCCGCACCGCGUCCGAAUGACCCACAGUCUCAUUGUCAACUACGGACUCUACAGGAAGCUCAACGUCAUGGUACGCAACGGGAAAAGUACAAUGUCAGCGGGGAAAUGCGGAAAAUUCCUCUUCUUAGAGAAAAAAUUUGAAAAUUGCAGCGGCCGGCGCGUGCGAGUUUCGCGGAGAUCACGCGGUACCACUCGGACGACUACAUAAACUUUCUAAAGGACGUCAAAUCGGACAAUCUCUCGCAGUUCUCGGACCAAAUGGCGCGCUUCUCGGUCGGCGAGGACUGUCCCGUCUUUGACGGAAUGUACGAGUUCUGCCAGUUGUCGUGCGGCGGAUCCCUCGCGGCGGCGGCGCAUUUGAACCGCAAAGAGUCGGACAUUGCGAUCAACUGGAUGGGCGGUUUGCACCACGCGAAAAAAUCCGAGGCUUCGGGAUUCUGCUACUCGAACGACAUUGUGCUGGCGAUUCUGGAGCUGCUGAAGAAGCACGCGCGCGUCCUCUACAUUGACAUCGACGUGCACCAUGGCGACGGAGUCGAAGAGGCCUUCUACACGACGGACCGAGUCAUGACCGUCUCGUUCCACAAGCACGGCGAGUACUUUCCCGGCACGGGCGAUCUGAAGGACGUCGGCGCCGGCAGGGGCAAGUAUUACGCGUUGAACGUGCCGUUGCGCGACGGCGUCGACGACUCCACCUACGAGCGCAUCUUCCGGACGAUCAUGGGCGAGGUGAUGGCCCGCUUCCGGCCCGAAGCCGUCGUUUUGCAGUGCGGAGCCGACUCGCUUGCUGGGGACCGACUCGGCGUCUUCAAUUUGACCACUUUGGGUAGGAUUUUCUCAACAUUUCUGCAUUGUUACGGGAAAUAGUGGUUUUUUUUCAAGUUUUCCGCAUGUUUUUAGCGGUUUACACUUAAUUGGUGAUAUUGAUGCUAAAUUUCAUCGUCCAGAAACUCGUACACAAAGUGUGGGAAAAUGAAAGAAAAACUGUCACUUUUGACAUGGAAAACACGCGUCUCUACAUUUCUUACGAUUUACAGGCCACGGAAAGUGUGUGGAGUACAUGAAGAGCUUCAACGUGCCGCUUCUGCUCGUCGGCGGCGGCGGAUACACGAUUCGGAACGUGUCGCGCUGCUGGCUUUACGAGACGUCGAUCGCGUUGAAUCAGCCCGUCGGCGACGGUUCGUUUUUCGAUGUUUCAGUGAGAAUUCUUAGAAUUUACGGUAGAAAAUGACUGCUUCAAACUUUUUGUUUGAUUUUUGUGAGAAUCCGUUGAGUAUUCUUGCACCUUCCACGAAACACAAUUUUUAGGCUCAUUUUGUCAGUUUCCCUAACAAAUCGAAUGAAAAUUGCAGAUUUGCCAGUGCACGACUACUUUGACUACUUCAUUCCCGACUACAAACUGCACAUCAAACCGCUCUCCUCGCUGAUCAACUACAAUUCGGCCGAAUUCAUCGACCAGACGAUCGUGUCGCUUCUCGAGAAUCUCAAGCAACUGAAUCACGCGCCUUCGGUGCAGAUGCAGCCGAUGGCCGACGAUUCGGAAUCAGUUGUGAAGACGUUCGACGCUAAACUUCUCCGAGAUCACCAAAACGAUGAUGUACGCCUCUUUUUAGAAAAAUUAGAAUUUUUGAAAAUUUUCAGAUCCGGAACUCGCAAUUCGAGCGGGACUCGCGCGUGGAGAACGACGCGGAAUUCUACGACGCCGCUGGUCCCUCACGGAAUAUCCAAUCGAAUAAGCGGCAGGCGAGCCCGUUGGCUAACGCGGAAGAUAUGAAAAAGACGCGGAUGGAGGACGCCUGA